GCGCGCUGAUAAAAGGUGAGAUGAAAUACCUGAUCGGUAUUGUUAUUCUCUCUGUGAAAUAAUGCCGGGAAUACUGAUGUAUUCAACCGAUUUGUCGGUUUUAUGAAUUUGUGAAACUAUUCAAUGACAGUGACAAGAAUAUUUAAGACUCAAUUUUAUUUGUCACAUUGACAAAAUAAACUGAAAGGAACCAGAGGGAAGAGCAUCAUUCUGUAACAUGAAAAUUUCCCCAUUGUCUCGCCUAGAUUAUCGAUUAGAAAUUUAAAUGUGGAUUUUAUAGACCUAUGUUGUGAAACAAGAUAAAUUUCCACCGUUGAAACCCCUCAGGAAGAGGCAACUUGUACAUAAAAGUAAGCAGUAAGGGAAUGAAAGAAGAGGGAAAUAAUGUUUGAAUGCUUACUCACAAUUAUCUCAUAUUAACUGAUCAAGGAGAGUACCAUAUCUUAACCUGUGAUAAACCCAAGUCUUUCUACCAGAUAAUUAACAACCCUCCUCUUCUAUAAAAGUGACACUGUUAUUCAUAUAAAGGAGGUAUAAUGGCAGGAUGGUCGCUUUUUCAAAAUAAAAUAAACCAAAGAUUUCUUAGUAUUCUGUUACUAAGCCUUGUGAUACAAUUAGUUACCGCUAAUAACCCUCCAUAUUUUAUAAAAUUCGAAAGUGCAUUAGUUUGGCCAGAAGACACAGCUGUUGGUACAAUUUUAGGAAACUUAACUGGAGUAGAUACAGAUGGACCAGCUCCAUUAGAAUUUAAAACUGAUACAACAGAUACAGGAAAUCUAGUAGAAUUAAGUCCACCUCGUGAUUUAGGUUCUGGUACCAGAAUAGUUGAUAUUAAAUUAAAAGCUGUUUUAGAUAGAGAUUAUGAACCGAGUGAAAGACAGCUAUUCUUUAAAGUUUCUGAUAAAACCAGUGAGAUUCCGGCUAAAAUCACCUUAUUUAUUCGUGAUGUAAAUGAUGUUAAACCACAGUUUAAAAAUUUACCCUACAAGGCAACAGUUAAUGAGAGUGUCUCUCCAAAUACUGUUAUGUUUAUGGGGGUAACUGCAGAUGAUCCAGAUAAUGGUAGAGGAGGAACUGUUCAGUACUCUAUGGAGACUGAUGCUCAAGCUGCAGAUGAAGAUUAUAGAACCACAUUUGAAAUAGACCCAAUAAGUGGUAAUAUUACUGUAAAAAAGCCACUCAACUAUGAAAAACAUAAUUUUUAUCAGUUUAAAAUAAAAGCUGUGGAUGGUAUAGGACUAGAAGCUGAACCAGCAGAUUUUGUUGUUACAGUUUUAGAUGUUCAAGAUACGCCACCAUAUUUUGUAAAUCUACCAUAUAGUGCUGAAGUUAAUGAAAGUGUUAGCAUUGGAACAUCUAUUCUACAAGUUUCGGGUUUAGAUGGUGAUAGAGGAGUUCCUAAUAAUUUAACUUACAGCUUUCUUAGAGGAGAUUAUGAGAAGUUUAAUAUAGAUAGUUCUACUGGUGUUAUAACUGUUAAAUCACCCUUAGAUCGAGAUUCACAAGAAGUUAGAAAUAGAGGUGGUGUUUAUGCUAUGUAUGUUGAGGCUUCAGAAAUUGUUCCAGCAAAUCAAGUAAAUAAUGGCUUAACAACAGCCAGUACCCUGGUGACUAUAACAGUUGAAGAUGUCAAUGAUAACUCGCCUGUAUUUAAUAAGAUAAAUUAUAAAGCGCAAAUCCUAGAGAACAUGCAGAAUGGUGUACCUGUUACAUUUGUUAAUGAUGUAAUGAGAGUCUCAGACAUAGAUCAGGGUACCAACAGUCAUUUUGUUCUAAGUGUAGAACAGAAUGGUCAGCCAUAUUAUGAUUUUACACCUCUACCUCAAGAAGUUUAUUCUGAAUCUACCAUUUUACUGAGAGUAAACAACUCAAACAACUUGGAUUAUGAGAAGAAUCCUGAAAUCAUCUUUCAGGUUGUUGCUAGAGAGGUUGAUACAGUAGAAAAACGGUCAAGUACAGCAACUGUGACUGUCACUGUUGAAGACAUGAAUGAUAAUGCUCCCGUUUUUCCUAAUGAAACUUAUGUUGUUAGAGUGAAAGAAAAUACAGAUAUUAAUACAGUUAUUCAGACUAUUCAAGCAACAGAUGCUGAUGAAGGUGUAUUUGGAAGUAUCACUUAUUCUAUAAGAGGAGGAAAUAACAAAUUUGGUAUUAAUAAACAAACAGGAGGAAUCUAUAUAGCAGCUUCACUGGACAGAGAAGAAACAGAUGAAUAUUACCUAACAGCUGAAGCAAAAGAUGAUGGAGGAUUACGUACACCAGUAGAAGUUAAAGUCAUCAUUGAAGAUAUGAAUGAUGAAAAACCUGUUUUCAGGCGGCAGGAAUAUGAGGCCAUUUUGAGGGAGAGUGAUUCUGAUUUUCUUCGUCCAUUGUUUGUAGAGGCAACAGAUGAUGAUCAAGUUAACACUGCUAAUAGUUUUGUCAAAUAUAGAAUAAUUGAAACACCUGCAAAUUUGCAAAAUAAUUUUACUAUUAACCCAGAUAAUGGCCAUAUAACCAUAACUAUACCUAUUGAUUAUGAGAAAUUAGACCAAUCUUUGAAUAGUGUAGUUAAUCUUAAAGUGGAGGCAAUAGACCAGGGAUCACCACCUCUUGCCUCAACAGUUAAUGUCAGCAUUGUAAUGGAGGAUCUCAAUGAUAAUGCUCCUGUAUUUGAACAAAAUAAAUAUUCAGCUGUAGUUCCAGAAAACUCCACAGAAGGAACUGUUUUGUUAGUGGUUAAAGCUACAGAUUUAGACGGUACCAACCCAAAUAAUGAAUUUAUCUAUCGGAUUGAAAGUGGUGCUUUGGACAAAUUUAGGAUUAACUUUGCUACAGGCGAACUAACAGUAGAAACUGGUGCCAAACUGAACAGAGAAGAAAAAGAUGUUUAUAUAAUGAAUGUCUCUGCAAUAGAUAAAGGAACACCUCCACAGACUGGUCGAUGCACUGUUGUUGUUAAUCUUACUGAUGUUAAUGAUGAAAUACCCAUAUUUCAACAAUCAAGUCAGUCUGUUACAAUACCAGAAAGUGCAACUAUAGGAGAUGGUUUUGUUACAUAUGCUGCUACAGAUGCUGAUUUAAACAGUGAAUUAAGUUAUCAAAUUAUUAAAGAUGGUUAUAAAGCUUAUGAUGAUAGAAAUGAAGAAGUGGAUGUUGAGAGUAAUAAUAUCACAGAUUACUUUAAUGUUAUACCUAAUACCGGAGUUGUGUAUGUGUCUGCAAAGUUAGAUAGGGAGAUUGCUGAAAGAAUUGUUCUGAAAAUAUUGGCCACUGAUCUAGGUGCUUGGAGCCCAAAAAUACAAACAGCAACAGCUACAUUAACUGUAUUACUUGAAGACUCUAAUGAUAAUGCUCCGGUAUUUAAACCUAGUUCUACAUAUGUAGUAAAUAUAUCCGAAGGUCAAGAUAUAGAGAGUGAAGCUUUAAGAGUAGAAGCCGUAGAUCCAGACAAAAACCAACAAGUAACAUACGAUUUGGAUACAAUUGGUGAUGUAAACUUCAAAAUUGACCAACAGACAGGUAUUAUAAGAAUUAAGAAGAAAUUGGACAGAGAGUUAGAACCAAGUUUAACAUUUGUUGUAGUAGCAAGCGAUAAUGGAAACACACCUAUGAUUUCAUCAGCUACUGUCUCAGUUAGUGUUCUAGAUAUCAAUGACAAUGCCCCAAUAUUUCUGCCCCAUCCUCAAAUUUAUAGUGUUGGUGAGGAUGCUCCUACAGGUACAGAAGUAGGUAAAGUAAAAGCUACAGAUCCGGAUGAUGGUGCAUUUGGAGAAGUAUUUUACCUUUUAGAAGGUAUUGACAGUGAUGGUACAUUUGAUAUUGAUCAAGAUCAGGGUGUGAUAACUGUUAGUAAAGAAUUGGACAGAGAAGUAAAAGCAGAAUACAGCCUGGUUGUUGUAGCUACAGAUAACAAAGCUAACCCUAAAGAUCAAAGGUCAAAUAGAACUACAGUUACCAUUCACUUAGAAGAUGUCAAUGAUAAUGCGCCACAGUACAAUUUGAAUAUUUUGCCAAGUGCAAAAUUUGUACGAGAGUCAGCAACUGUUGGUACAAUUGUUGUCAAUAUACUGGCUACUGAUAAAGAUAAAGGAGAAAAUGGAACUGUUCAAUAUUUCUUAACAGGUGAUACAAAUGCCACAAAUGCCCAGGGUCAAGCCAUUUUCAAAGUUGAUCAAAUAUCUGGUACAAUGUCUGUGAAUGCUGAUUUAAGAACAGCUACAGGUGUCCGAUAUGUGACAGUGAAUGCUACAGAUAAAGGCAACCCAUCUCAAUACAACACUACUGUUUUAGAUUUUACAAUAAUAGAUGAUAAUGACGAUCCACCAACAUUUAUUAGACCAGAUCCUUCUAAUCCCCUUGUUGUUAUAGAAGAGGGACAACCAGUCAAUACUACCAUUAUAAUGAUCAGUGCUACAGAUGAUGAUCAGGGGGAGAAUGGGCAGGUUGUCUACUCUAUUAUACAAUCUAAAACUAAACAGGACUGGAAGAAAUUUCAUUUGGAUAGUAUAACAGGAAGAGUUAGUAAUAAAGAAGUACUUGACAGAGAAACACAGAAAUUUUAUGAGCUACAAGUACGGGCAACAGAUAGAGGCAAGCCUAGAAACUAUAGUACAGAUCUAUCAAUGACUAUUGAAGUAAAAGAUGUAAAUGAUCAGGAACCUGAGUUUGAUAGAUCAAAGAUUGAAACACCAUAUAAAAUGAGUGUAUUAGAAGAAAGUAAUGCAGAAUGUGUUGGAAAUGUUUCUAUAGCUGAAGACAAAGAUUUUGACAGUAAUUUUACAAUCAUAUGUUAUUAUAUUGUCAGUACAGGCCUUAAUGAUACUUUCACCUUAUCCCCAUCAGGAAAUCUUUGUUUAAAGAAUAGUAUAGAUAGAGAGACGACUCCAUAUGUCUAUCUAGUUAUUCAAGCUUCUUCUAAUUGUUAUGAGGACAGAAGUUAUACUAUUAUUCCACAAAAUGCUGAAGUUCCACCAGAGUACAAUGAUGAAGAUCCAACAUUACUGUGGGUGAACGUUUCAAUAACUGACAUCAAUGAUAAUUCUCCUAAGUUUAAAAUGAAAGAAUUAGCAUUAGGUAUUACUAAAACUACACAGUUUGGAUCAUUUGUAUACAAUUUAAAGAAUGAAGUUAUUGAUGCUGAUUCAAAUGCUUACGGAAUAAAUCAAUUUAGUUUGAUCAGUAUUGACAUUCAACCAGAGGAGUUAAGAAAUGAAUUAGACGGACAAGUUCCCUUUGUCUUAUUCCCAAAUGGAACAGUAAAAACUAACACUUAUUUCCGUUCUACAAUGUUUGGUUAUUUUAUCUUGUCCCUUGUGGCAUCAGAUAAAGGAAAUAAAAAUGACACAGCAAAUCUAAGAAUUUCGUUGAUAAAUGAUAACCAAAGAUUAAAAGUUGUAUUUAGAGAACGAGUGGAAGAAGUAGGAAAGUUUAAAGAUGAUUUUGCAAGUGAGUUACAGAAUAUCACUGGUUACCGUAUUGUGGUAGAUAAAGUACAAACUCAUGAAAAUGAUGCUGGAAAACCAGAAAUUGAUAAAACUGACAUGUUUAUACAUGGUGAAGAUCUAUCAACUAAUGAAGUUGUACCAGCUUAUGAUUUAUUGAGAAAAAUAGAUUAUAAUGCUGAAAGGAUGGUCUCUAUAUUAAAUGAUUAUAAUGUACUGACUAUAGUUCCAACAUAUAUUGAAGCUAGCAAUGAUGAAACAGAAAAACAACUACGAAUGGCACUAAUAUUGGUAUCAGUAAUACUUGGUGCUUUAGUCAUCAUCUUGAUAGUAGCCUUCUAUACUAGUCGAAGAAAAUAUCAGAGAAAACUUAAAGCAGCAACUGCUAUGGCAUAUGUAUCCAAUGGAAAUGGAAAGGGUUCUCAAGAUUCAGAUUUAUAUAAAUUGGAGAUGCCUGGAACAAAUAUCCAUUCUUAUGAAAAUGCCAAUCCAAUUUACCUAGAAAAAAUAUUAUUGGGUGAAAUGGAAGAAGAUGGAAUAUCCCACUCCUCAUCUUUUUACCAGACCUACUUUGACCAUCAAAAUUCUCUUGAUGAAAAUGCCAUUGAAACAAAUCCUAGUUAUGAUGAACAAGAAGUUUCUAUGAAUAUAUUUCCUGAAGAUAAAGACCAAACUAAUGUGGAAGGGACUACAGAUCUUUAUCUUAAAGCAGCUUUAAAAGAACAUGAAACUUCUAAAAAUUUAAAAAAUAGUGACAUAAAUAAGAAUAUCCCAAAUGGUAAAAUUAAGAUUAAAAAUGGUCAUGCAUUAGAGCCAUUAGCAGACUUAAGUACAACACGAAAUAUUGAUGGUUUACAGACUACAGAAAUAUAAUCUUCAAAAACAAUAAGUGUGCGUAAAAAUAUGCAUAGUUUCCAUACAUAUUAUUUUGUAUGACAGUGCUUAUCAAGAAAUUUUAUUUAGAGUGAUCAGAGAAAAGUGUGUGUGAAAUUGGAUAAAAACAAGAAAAUGUGUUUUAUCAUCAAUAUAUUACAUUUUUAGAUUUUCUUAAAACUGGUGCUGGCACUGGCUUAUGGAACAUGGAGAUAAGUUAUUACUUUUUGGGAAAUAUUUUGUUCAUUUUUUCCAAAAAUUUUGUGGAUAUGGCAUGUUCAUUUAAUGGACAGACAUAUUGGAAUCAAGAUUUAUAUAUUGAUAAGAUUAUUUUCUCAAUUAAUCUUUGUGUUAUAUGUAUAUUUAUUGUGGAGUUGAUUCCUCAGGUGCCUAAUUCUAUUUAAACAUGUCCUAUAGUUGUGAUAUAAAGUUAUUUUUGUACUGUAUAUUUAUCUUGUGUACAAGAUACUGUUAGUUUUUAUUCAGACAUCUAACACGCUUUCAAAUUGUACCUUUUUUUAUUCUCCAGUAAAGGAUAUCUUUUUUUAUAUUAUAAAUGAGAUUUUGUUGUAUUUUUAACAUUACCUUUUAAUUUUAAUUCUUAUUAGAAACUUAUUUUCAUUUUCAUUUGAUAUUAUUACAGAUUUUCAUUAAACUGGUAUUUUAGGGAAAAUGAAUUAUAUUCAGUUGAUGAGAAUCUUUUUUGACUUCUGUUCGUUCGAUAGAUCUUGUGGAUUCAUACCCUGUGAAUAUAAUACAUGAAAAGGUGUCCGUUAUUAAGAUCUGGAUUCAUGAUAUACUCGUAACUUUUGAUUUUUUGAGGAAAAAAAAGUAUAAAAAAAAGCUUACAGGGUGAUAAAAACAAGCCUUCACCUUUGUGUAAAUUUUAAACCUGCAUACCUCUGUAAAUAAGCAAACGAAUUAUGCCUCAUAUCAAGCUUUUUUUGAAGGCUAGACCACCAUUAAGUUCCCCGGCUGAUGAAAGAGAAGAUCACUAUUUAAUGGAUCUAGCUAAGAAAAACUGUGAUAAAAAGAAUGAUGUAGACAAAUAGUAAACAUUACAUAAUUUUUUGUUAAUUUAUUCUGGUGUGGUGCUGUUAAAGAUUUAUUUUCCAUUUUUAUGAAUAUAUGACAAAAAUAGAAUAGGGUGCAAUGCUUGCACUUGCUUCCAUGAAACUUUCAAGUUGAAAGGUCCAUGACAUGUCACACAAUAUCUAAGGCUUUAAAGAGUUUGUAUUUUAUAUUAUGAAAAGUUUUUGCAAAUAUAACUAGUAAAGAACAUUGAAUGGAGAGGGAUACAAGCUUGGUUUUAAAAGAAUAUAAUGCAGAACAACACUUAAUUUAUUUUAUUAAUGCACUUUUAACUUAAUCAAAUGUUUUAUAUAUUAUUAUGUAAAUAUUGUACGUAGUUGUCAUUAUGGUUAUGUAUAGUUUUCUGUAUAUUUAAAAAAACAAAUUAAAUAUAUUAAAUUUA
Molecule: messenger RNA, 7770 nt
Organism: Patella vulgata (common limpet)
Lineage: Eukaryota; Metazoa; Mollusca; Gastropoda; Patellidae
Product: cadherin-23
Exons: 38
Coding region: 537-6296 (1919 amino acids)
Biological process (GO): homophilic cell-cell adhesion
Cellular component (GO): plasma membrane
Molecular function (GO): calcium ion binding
Source: RefSeq, a predicted model, not a curated record